UGCCAGUCAGCCGCCAGACAGCUGAGGUGAUUUCCAGACGGGGGGAUUCCGGUGCACAGCAACGGCCUCACAGUAUAUUACCGAAACAUAUUUGGAGUCUGCAGUGUGUUUUAAAUGGCGAAAACGUACGAUUAUCUCUUCAAGCUGUUGCUCAUCGGAGACAGUGGAGUCGGAAAGACAUGUCUGCUGUUCAGAUUCAGCGAGGACUCCUUCAACACCACCUUCAUAUCCACAAUAGGAAUAGACUUCAAAAUCAGAACAAUAGAGCUGGAUGGAAAGAGAGUCAAACUUCAAAUUUGGGACACCGCAGGGCAGGAGAGGUUUCGCACCAUCACUACAGCCUACUACAGAGGAGCAAUGGGCAUUAUGUUGGUUUAUGACAUCAGCAAUGAGAAGUCCUUUGAAAACAUAAAAAACUGGAUUAGAAAUAUUGAAGAGCAUGCCUCGUCUGAUGUGGAGAAGAUGGUCCUGGGUAACAAAUGUGACAUGACUGACAGAAGACAGGUGUCCAAAGACAGAGGGGAAAAACUGGCUAUUGAUUAUGGAGUUAAGUUCUUGGAAACCAGUGCAAAGUCGGGCAUAAAUGUAGAAGAGGCUUUUUAUAACAUGGGAAGGGACAUAUUGCACAAUCUGAGCUCAAAGACAACUGACAACAGUGCCGGAGGAUCAGGCAAACCGGUCAAGAUCACGGAAAAAAAGUCGAAGAGGAUAAAAUUCUUCAAGUGUUCACUCCUCUAGGCCGCUCAUCUCUGGUGUUCACGGCUCUAUAGCGUGACUUUGCUGUUUCGGAGAGCUCCCGCCUUCCAGGCUUCCUUGCAGCAGCAGUGGUAAUAUUCUUACUGCCAGCUGAAGCUAACAGCUUCAUGAGUGGUUGAUAUACCAUCCUGAUUUGCUGCUGACCAGAAGAGGAUCAAUAAAGAAUGACGCCUGAUAUUGUUUAUCCGCUCAAUGCAAAAAGACUUAUGAGUGAUCGUGAGCGUUGGUUUGUAGCUGGCCCUGCAGUGUCUGCUCACAGGAGGCAGUCAUUCUGUCAACAUUUAUAAUACCUCUGUUUGAUGUCAUGAAAAUAGACUUUAUUAAAUAUGAUAAAGUUCCACAAAAUAAAUGGGGAGGGGAAAAAAAA
Sebastes umbrosus (honeycomb rockfish) is the source of this 1123-nucleotide messenger RNA. Its product is annotated as ras-related protein Rab-8B-like. NCBI's taxonomy places the organism in Eukaryota, Metazoa, Chordata, Actinopteri, Perciformes, Sebastidae. Gene Ontology annotation, molecular function: GTP binding; GTPase activity. Gene Ontology annotation, biological process: protein localization to plasma membrane; cellular response to insulin stimulus; regulation of exocytosis. Gene Ontology annotation, cellular component: synaptic vesicle; endosome; plasma membrane. Bases 115 to 738 code for a protein of 207 amino acids. The record is from RefSeq and is a predicted model, not a curated record. The transcript has 8 exons.